AUGGCGACGGGUUAUGACAAGCUGCUGGAAUUUCUGCUGUCAGAAAUUGCACUCCGAGGCGUACAAGGUGCUAGCAGCGCAGACUUUCGUCACUUUAUUGAUGUCUUCUACAAACAGGCCGUCGGCAAUGAUGAGCCUGCAACCAGCAGGAAUGGCCAAAGGGUUGCUCUAUCAACCGGGCUUGGCCGCGCGUUCUAUGAGCGCCUAUGGCAAUGGCUCACUAAUCAUUCCGAUAUUCGCAUAGUCUACCAGCAAGAGGUUCGUCAGUUCACUCUUUCCGAAUUCGAAGCGGCUGAGCUACAUGAGACCGGUACGAUCGGAGAGACGCAUUCAACAAAUCUGAACCAGUCGCCCACCAAUACAAUCAAGGGGAUAGUGCGACCUUCUAAAGCGCUAUGUGGUCUAAAAGACUCCCUGCGCCAACGCAUCCUCGAAGACGGAUACGACCAGAAAGAACUUGUGACUCGGCCGUCUAAUACUCCAGCUCACAUAUCCAUAUCAAGACCAAUUCGCAACCUACCAAGCGAAGCGUGUCGCACCGCGGAAGCCUUCGAUGAACCCGACUCUAGUAUCACUGCCCCUCGCUUGUAUGCCAGCCAGAGCAGAGUUUGGCAGGCGCUUACAGGCCACGGUAUCGAUCUGAAGAAGGUUCCCAGCAUGGAAUUCGUAUUGCUCUCUCUCAUUGCUGCUCGCGGAGCGGCUGGCAUCACACAACCUGAAUUGAUCAACAUCAGCGGGCAAGACAAGAGGUCUGUCCCUAAACGAACAGAUGAGUUGGCUCGCAAGAACUACAUCGCCAAGAUUUCUGUUCAGUCAAACAAGAUGCGCACUAGUCUCUGCAUCCAUGCCAAAUUCGUUUCUCAGAACACCUUUAUCAAGUCUAGUGCCAUGGAAGACGUGUAUCAAGAGGACGGUACAUUUGUGGUUAGAAACUUCGCUCAACUGUUGUAUAACGUUGUUGGCCAAGGCGGUAUUGUACCUACGCGGUCAAUCAGGGAAAAGCUCGAGGUACCUAUGUCUCGAUGGAAUAAACGAGCUACGCAGGGUGCACUCAUUCGACUCGAUCAAAGCGGAAUGAUUAAGCGACGUAGAGUUCUCAAAAAGGCAUCUUCCGACAAGUGGAUUACUUGUAUUCAGGUGCUGCGCGAACCCCAGGAGGAGGACCUCAAGAACCUUGGCUUUCGACGCGUAGCUGACCUUCCGAAUGACUCGGUCGACGAGCUUCCAGAUGAAGACAUCAAUGGCGAGUCGCUGUUGAAGGAUCUCGAUGCAGAUAUGCCAGACGACGCAGACGCCAAUGUGGACAACCAUGUCAAUGCUAAGCCGGUUGCAAAUAACACCGAUAGCGUUCCUCCUCAGUGGAUACCCGACCGCUUUCUUCCUAACAUCAUCUUCAAUGCCACGGCUCUGGGUGGUGCUCAGGGCUGGGACGCUGAGGCUCUGCGCAAUCGGAUCGUUGGCCCUUUCUGGAGGCGCCCGAUCGAGUCAUAUUUAGUUCGUGUGACAUGCGACUGGGAGAAGACACAACCUAUUCAUCUACGACACCUGGCAGUUAUUCGAGAUGCGGGUACUACCAAGCCCAAAAAGUAUAUUCAUUACCUCUACCGCACAUACGAAAAUUUUCAAAAAGCUGUCGAGGCGAAGAUAGCUGUCUGGGAGGGUGUUAUGGUGCCUCAAGAACCUGGUCAGAGUUCGGAUAACGAGCUUGUCCUGGAUGCGUGGGGGUUUCCAACUGUCAGUGCAGAAGAGUUGGUUCGGGAGACUGGUUCGGCAACACUAUCUGAGGCGGGUUCAGCCAUCGUGAAACCGCGGAAGAAUGGUCCACGAUGGGAUAACGCAGUGGCGGAGGAGGCCGGCUACAAGAAACUCGCAACGUCCGUUCUGAAAGUCAAAACACCAGGCCGAAUCAAGAGACAGAAAGUCAUCAAGGAGAAGCCCGUUCGGACAUUGAAAGCCCCCAAAGCUUCUAGGAAACGCCCGACUAUCAUACUAACACCUGAGGAGAAGACAUCGCUAGGGCUUGAUGGCGAUGCCCGGUUGAGCAAAAGCGUCCAGGCCCAAAUCCUCGCCCAUCGUCAGAAAACAGGUGACCCGUUUUCUCUGCCUGAUGCGAUUGUAGAUAAUCGAGCAAAGCGUCAGCUACCUCAGCCACUGCUGACAACAGAGGAGCGGUUGGCACUAGGAUUGGCAGCCAAAGGACGCUUGGGUAUCGCGACAGAGAACGAAAUUCGGGCAAAACGUGGACUACCCCAGCUGGUUAAAAAGGAGAAGAAGCAAGUGACAAAAGCCACGAGCGAACCUACUGUUCUCAGCAAGUCGCAGAGAAUAGCUCUGGGCUGGACAGAUCAUGGUCGGUUACCGCAAGCGAUCAUAGAAGGCUUACGCCAAGAGCGCGAAGAUGGUAUCUCCGUGAAAGAUUCAAAAGUCAUUGCGAGCUGGGACACAGAAAUGAAGCGCAGGAAAGAGGAAAGUGACAAGAAAAAGGGCGCUAAACCCAUCCCGAAGCAGACCACCCUAACAGAGGAUCGCGAUGUGUAUAUGGAGAAUCCGGACGCCGAAUAUACGCCGAAUCCUGCCGCUGUGGAACCCAAGGCUGAGAUUCUAUCGUCCAAUAUCAUCACAGGGAAGCGAAGGGCGGAAGACUCUAUCAUCACUCCAAAGACGUCAAAGAGGCGACGUAACACAGACACUGUACCAUACAGGUCAACCUCAAGAUCUACGACGUCAAGGUCUCCCUCGCCCACUGAUGCAACAAGUCCACUGGAAGACGGUACUUCAGUGGCCUGUCCAGAUGAAAACCGUACCGAUGAUACGAGCCAGUCGACUUCGGCGCAAGCCAUUCGAGCUGUCCUGGCAACACCUUCGCCAGUGAGAGAUCUUAUCAUCCCAAGCGUAGAAGCCAAACAGUCUCCAAAACAUGUAACGACGUGGAUGUAUGUUCAACCCGAUACCUCGAAAUUGGAUGCCCAUGCUCGAAUAGCCUUCGACCAGUACGAGAAACGACGCGGCCCAGGUCUCUUUCUCAAUCCUUAUAUGAAGCAGAAGGUUGCUCGAGGCCGACCACGCAAGGCUCUAAUGGCUACCUUCAAGCUACCGCAUCUAGCAGACCUUGAAUGGUUUACAUCGGAGUCGGUUCAGGAGCAGGCCGUAGACCGAAUUGAUCCUACUGCUACUCCUGAAGCUGGGUGCAUCGUCAUUGCUCAGCAGAAUGAUAACGUGAUCGAACCGCAUCGAGAACCUCCAGUCGGGAUAUCACCCGAGGCACACACGCAGGUGCAUUCACCGGUCAACUCGGAGGUUUCUGUUUCACGACAAACGCCUUUCGCUGGAAGGUCACGAUCCUCAGUGCAACCCCAGUCACCGAGUGUCAUAGAGUCACAGGAGAUUGUUGUGGAUCACGAAGUGUCAUUUCUCCCUACCAAAAACUCAACUUUGCCAGAAUGUGGAGCAUCGCUAGUCGGCAACGAGGUUAGCAGGGCAAAAGCAUUAUCGUCCGUACCAGAAUCCACUAUUGCUGAAGACAGGGACGCCAAGCCGGCAACAACUGCAACCGACACGAUCGUUGGAAAGCAGGUCAACGAUGUUUCUGAAGUUGCACCGAGGCGGUCACCACCGAAAGUCUCACCAACACCACGCAUGGUAGGCGGCUGGGUUCCCAUCAAUGCGACUGAGCGCUCCCGCACGACACCUUAUCAGAGCCCUUAUGCUGCCAUUGUAGGUUCAGAAGCUCGCCUGUCACCAGAUACUCCAACUAGUACCCAGACUGGUGAAGAACCCACUCUCAGCACCGCCGAACCGCCACUUCCUACUCCUGGGACCGACAACGGCACUUCCCCUCCCGAUGCCAUUCAUAGCUUCAUUGUAGAGACUCCAGCACCUAGUGUUCCAGGUACCAAGCCCAGGAAAGCUCAAACCGGUGGUAUAACAGGCACUCAGCGCGCGCUGAGGCAAAAACUUAUCGAGAAGAUCAUCGACACAUGCCACGGUGUUUUCCCUGGCGGUGGUGAGAUGUCAAGACCAUUUCUUACGCUUUGGAAAAAGACGUAUCCAAAUAUCGCAGAGCCUUCAAUUAGCACUAUUACCGAGACACUGAGGAAUAUGUCUGCAGACCCGCGAUUCAGGCUGAAGCAUUGGACUUUUGCUUCGCAGCACAAGAACAUGCCAGGUACUGCGACCAGAAGGAUGUACACACGGGCACAUCUGAACGAGAGAAGUCCUGAAGUCCUCAAGUUGGCGCACAACAUGGCGCAAUACUCCCAACAAAAAGAAAACGUUCACCGUGUGUCAGAGAAGUCACUCUUGUAUUACCCAGAGGAGAUCCGCGAUCUGAUCGGCGAGGUUGUAUCAUACCAACCAAUCCAAGCUGCUCCCAAGGAUGAGAGCAUCAUUCUCAAUCAGCUAAAUCCUGAGCUAGAAAAGCAAAUCACGGAAGCUAAGCUUCGAAAGCGCAGCAUAUGGCAGAAACAGAAAAGGCUGGAGGCCAAGGCUCGCAAGGCCCAGAACGCUCAGGUCGAACAAGUAUCUUCUAAGCAGAUUCGAGACAGUAGCGGUGGGCCGCAUACAAAGCGGGCGCGACUUGCUAGUUUGAAUGAUAAAAGCAAGAAGUUACGUCGUGCUCCUCUGUAUGCUGCCAGCAUGGGAGCUUUUGACGAAGACUCCGACGACGUGGCAGAUGAUGAACCUACCGCCAAAUCCGGACAGAUCUCGCUCAUCUGGACUCGACCCAUCGUCGCGCCUGUUCCGGAACGCGAGCAACUUUCCGAUGAUGAGCCGCCCGAAGACGAUGACAGCGAUGAAGAAGUAACUGACUGGGUCGAGCAACAGGAGCAAAGCAACGCAGUAGAUGAACAGAUCCCGCUGGAUGUAACUCAGUCCAUCGUCGAAGAACCUUCCGACAAUGUGACUGCUGCGGAGCCUGAUUCUGCCAAUGUUGAAAACACUGGUCCCCUGGCCUCUGAUGGGAAGUCUGUAGACGAAUCUGCUGCCGUAGAGAAGGGCAAGAAGCGAGUACGGAUCAUAGCUCCGCGCGACCAGUCAUCCAGGAAGAGAACCCGUAUCAUCCCAGCAACAUCUACAACAACGCAAGAUGUGGAAUCUAUCUAUCACCCUGGUACGGAUGAUGAUGUACGAUCUGCUUCGGAGAUAGACGACGAGUCUGAGGACAGCGACAACGCUGUACAUUCCAACACGAAGAAGCGAAGGAUGAGAAACUUCCAUGGACGGCAACGAGGCAAGCCGGGUCCUCCUCCAACCCUAUUGGAACGCCUCACUGGUCUAACUGGUGAUCCAAACGAUCCAAUAUACCAGCCCCCGCAGCGUGUACCUAGACCUGAAAAAUCACCUCGGUCAUGGAGCGAGCGGAAGAGGAUACGCAUCAACAGGUUCAAGAAGGAACGACAGUAUGCUCAAGCUACAGACUCGCUGGAUGAUUUCAAAAAGAUCUUCUAUACUUUCAUCGUUGUUUCUUCUCUAUCUGGAGAGGACGGGCAGAUUGACUGGAGACUUUUCAAGAGGAUAUACGACAGUGACAGAUUCUUCGAUUUGGCGAAGACCAAGAAGCUUUGGGACUGGAUGCAGAAGCACAUGUCUGAGCAGGUUUCUGAGCUUACCACUACCUUCCAGUCGCUUUAUCUUGAAGCUUACGAAUCUGGCAAAGUUGCAACUAUUGAGAAUCCUGAGACGCACGAUUGGACGGGUCUGGUACGAUGGGCCAUGCGAAAGUGUGCCUACCCAGAUCUUCCUCUCCCCGUCUUGAGGCAAGCACUCCAACAGUUCACUGUUGAUGAGUCAAAAUACGAGAUAUUAGAUCGUGUGCUAUGGUACAAAGCUGCGACAGCAGAUCGAACCAGGACAAUGCUUCAGCUACAACAAUCCUUUACUGCUCCACUCCAUCGAUCGCGUGAGGCGAUCUGGUCACCUGACGAUAAGCUUCUCAAGGCACGAUCAUGGAUUCGCGCGAACACAGCUACACCGCAGGCGCUUUAUGAUGCAAACCUAGCACACGAGAAGUUUAAAGACAUUGGUGAGACUGUAUUGGUCAAUGUUGUGGGUGAUCUCGUGGACAAGCAGCAUCUCAGGAUGCGCAAGCUCAAGCGCCUCCUACCCGGCCGCAACUAUAAUUUCACGCAAGCCUUGGCGAAGAAGUAUACACGUUUGUUCCAGCUCGACGACUUCAUGAACGCCGUCAAGAUCAAGAAAAAGAUGGACGCUGCGUUUGCAGACGAUGAUCCAGGGCAGAGAUUUUACAACAUGUCACGCUGCGAAGAAGAUGGCGCUUUUGCAGCAAUCAUGACCAUGGUAAACGAGGGGACAGUUAAGCUAGCUCCUCAGCUACCGCCUGUCAACAACGAAUUCGACGCCUCGCUCCCAAAGCUGUCCGUUUGGGGCUUUUGUGAAGGCGGCUACAACCACCGAGCUAUAGACAGAAGCCGUUUGUUCUGGGACAUCCAUGUCGUGCCGACAGCAGACUACAAGUUUGGUAACCCACUGCAGCCGGUAUCCACUCCGCUCUCGCCUAUGCAGGAUGAGCCUGCGGUCUGGCGGGCGCUACCUGAGCCGCCUCUUCCUGGCAAACACGAUGCUGGCGCACUGCUACCCAUUUGGAGCAGUAUUGACGGCCAAUCCGUUACAUGGCCGUGGUGGCACCGGGUUCUGAACUUGGUGCUACAGCCCUUGAUCUUCUUAGCUGGCGCAACUGUUACCGAUGUUCACUCCCAUUGUCCUGAGCAUACCACCGAGCUGUUUGAGAUUCAGCUUGUCUUAGACUGGCUUGAGUCCAUCAAGGUAGUCACCAAGACGGUUGGCGGCGGUUACAUUACCCUUCCCGGAUUUUGGGCUGCAUUCGGCGACCAGCUGCGUGAUACGGAAGACGACUGGUUUGGUGAGCAUGUCAAGCGUAAAGCGAAGAACCACGAGAAGCAGCGUUGGCGCGUCGAUUACAACUUGAGGCACUCAACGUUACAAGCGCGUAAGGUAACAGGCGCUGACGCAGCCCCCGUCGAGGAAGAAGGCGAUGCGAAUGAUCCGGAGGUUGGCGCCAUGGAGACGAGCACGAGUCGCGAGAUUCUCAAGAACCCGAAACAACAGUACAGGAUCAUACACCAAGCCCUCAACUCUGAGCAAUCUCAGGCAGAGGAGAACCGGUCAGAAACCAUACCCCCUUCCGGCUCUGCGACUCCACAAACCGAGCAAGUACCAACUCCAGACCCGACAGUAAGCAAAUCUCACACCCCCGAGGCCACGGGCGCGCCCAUUGAUAACGUGGAGAUGGCGGACGCGGACGUGGAUGCUGAAGACGAGGAGGACAUUGAUGCCGAAGGCGAGAUCGACGAUGACAUAUAUUGA
Molecule: messenger RNA, 7344 nt
Organism: Alternaria burnsii
Lineage: Eukaryota; Fungi; Ascomycota; Dothideomycetes; Pleosporales; Pleosporaceae
Exons: 3
Coding region: 1-7344 (2447 amino acids)
Biological process (GO): 5S class rRNA transcription by RNA polymerase III; transcription initiation at RNA polymerase III promoter
Cellular component (GO): transcription factor TFIIIC complex
Molecular function (GO): DNA binding
Source: RefSeq, a predicted model, not a curated record